Messenger RNA from Seminavis robusta, 1086 nucleotides. NCBI's taxonomy places the organism in Eukaryota, Bacillariophyta, Bacillariophyceae, Naviculales, Naviculaceae. The record is from the annotation of a GenBank genome assembly.
AUGGGGGGGCUAAAAACAUUGACAUUUGAACUGGCAAACAACAUGGAAGGGAAAAUUCCUCCAGAGAUAUGUUUGCUGAGGGAAAGUGUUGUGUUGGUCUCAUUUCGUGGACAAUUGCAACUCAAAGGGACCAUCCCCACAGAGUUUGGAUUGCUGACCAAGUUGACUGAGUUGGGGUUGCUUUCAACAAGACUUGUUGGAACAAUCCCAACUGAGUUUGGUCUGCUGCAGAGUGUCACCAGGCUCAUGAUUGCUAAUGGCCACCUUUCUGGGCACAUACCCUCAGAGAUUGGCAAGUUGUGCAGUCUAUCUGCGCUGGUGUUGACGAAGACAGAUCUAGCUGGCUCAGUGCCUAUUGAAAUUGUUCAGCUUCCUGGCCUACUGUCUCUUAUCAUUCAACAGUGUCCUGGACUGAACACAGAAGAUGCCCUCCAAGAAGUUGUUCAAAGAACACAACAGCUGGAAACACUUUCCUUCUCAAGCCGGACUCUUGGAGAAGAGGUACCAAUCCCAUCUGAAAUCGGCACUCUUACAGACCUAAAAUUCCUAAGUUUGAUGGACUGGAAUAUUCACAGAACUAUUCCAAGCCAGCUUGGAAAGUUAGAGAAGUUGGUGCGGCUGGAUUUACAUGGGAACUCAGUAUCUGGAACUUUGCCAGAAGCCUUGUUGGAGUUGACCAAUCUGAGUGGUUUAAAUCUGGGCUCCAACAAGUUGAAUGGAACACUUCGCUCGGAACUGUUUUCCAAACUCACACAUUUGCGGUCCCUUCAAAUCAAUGGCAACAAUAUCUCAGGCUCCAUUCCAACAGAAGUUGGUCUAGCACCUGGCCUAAAGACACUUGAACUGCAGAACACCAACUUAUCUGGAACGCUUCCUGAGGAGUUACUUGCCUUGGAAAAAUUGACAAGCUUGGUAAUCAUGAACACAUCCUUGUCAGGCAGAAUUGCAGAAAAACUGUGUGACAAAAUGCUCCAGGUGGAAACCAGGUGCUUUGGCAGACAGUGUUAUGGAGUCAAAAGCAAGAAUUCAAUCUGCCAGGAGACCUUCCUCUGCGGUUGCCGUUGUUCUCCUUGCCCGGUGAACUAG